CCUCUAAGUGACUCACAUCUGUGGUGCCACUACACUUCCUCUGGCCUCGUCUUCGACUUCAUUUGGGAGAAUGUGGAGCCACAUGAACAGACAAACUGGAGCGUUUUUUCUUCUGUCACAUCAAACACUCGCAUUUUGAAACCGAACUGUGAUGUGGAAAAAGAGUCUUCUUGUGUUUCUUUUCUCUCUUUCGACUCUAAAAGCAGAACUGAAUCGUGAGACGAUGAGAAAAAAAAACAAAUUCAUUUCUCCAACUUUGGACUCAAAAACAAAUGAAGUCAUGAAGGGUCAAAAUGUAUCCCUCAUCUGUUCCAACCAGAACAAAUCACUACACAUCACCUAUGUUUUGUUUCGGAGUGAGAAACACAUAAGAACCCAGAAUAGCACAGGUGAACCUGUGAUUUUUAAUCUAAGCAUCUCAGAAGCCCAGGAUUUGGGGCCCUACAAAUGCAAAGCCAAAGUUUCCAACUGUUGGAAAUACAGUAACUCGUUCAAUUUCACAUUUAUGGACCCGGUGACCACUCCAGUGCUGAACAUCACUGUUGUUAAAAAUCAAACCAACAAUUACCUAAUCCUACGCUGCAUCUCGUUCCACGGCUCUCUGCCCAUCAAUUACACUUUCUUUGAAAAAGGCAUCGUUGUGUCACCAGUUAUUUCCAUGUAUAAAAGGGAACCUGCUGAAUUUACUUUAAUCCAGAAGAACACUGGAGGAUGGGAAGAGUAUAAGUGUAAAGCUAACAACAGACUGCCCGACCGUGCAAAAUACAGUCAUCCCGUCACCAUGCCCUCAACAGGUGGCCACAGCUGUCCGCUCUGCCUGCAGCUGCUGCUUCCAGUGUUAUUACUGGUACUGAGCGUAACCCUAAUUCUGGCAUUUUGGAUGCUACCAAAGUACAAAGCAAUUUAUAUAGGAAAAGCUAUGAGAGAUAAGACACCGAGAGACUAUGGAAAUACAUCCACUGAAGUUGGAAUAUAUGCAAAUGUCCAUACAAAGCAAGCAGAUGAGGAGUCUAUGCCAAGCUUGGAACCAAGGCACUGUGUCUCCUCAGCCCAAGAUGAAACCAAACACUCUCAGGAAAUACACUAUUCCAACCCCAUGUUCCGGAAGGUGACACCGAGAGAUCAUGAAGCCUAUAAUGAUGAUAAAGCUCGAUGUGUCUAUGCUGAACUCAACUUGUGAAAUUUAAAGAUACAAACUACACCUCAAGGCAAGAUACUUUUUACAAAGCUGAUUGACAUGAAGACAAAGCAAACUUGAUUGACUUUAAAAUGUCUCUCCUGGUUACCUAAAGUGAAUCACUUUUUUUUUUCCCCCUGAUGAAACACUGUUCCUUUGGCAUAGUCAGGCACUGCCAAUCCUGUCGUCAGACAACAACUUUGUCAGGUGGUGACAGUUUUUAAAUGCUUUAGCUAUUUUUGGGCACGGACCAUUCUCCCUAUUUCCACAUCAUUUAAAAAAAGAAAUAACUGUUUGACCACUGCGCUUUUCACAAGUCAUCUUUCCCGUCUCCCUGUCCCUGUGCCACUGAAGAUUCAGAAGAACACAAAGCAAACACCAUGCCUAAAUUCUAAAACAAGAAGCGGUGACCUUGAAGAUGUGUCUGAAGGAAACAGGGCCUGCAGUCACCAUGAGAGGCCGGCAAGCUUACUCGACGAGUACACAUAUAUUAUUCAUUGCCAUUAAAAUUUGCUCUCCGAUUUGGGGAGGCUGCAAAAACAUUUAUAUUGAUUUUCACGGACUUUCUCAGUCCUCAAGAGUGAGCUGAUGUCAAAGGCGUGCCCUGUAGGGGCUGCAUUUCCCCUCCGUGUUCGGUGGAGGGAACAGCCCAGAGUUAGGUUGCAGGAGAGAAGAGAAUGGAUUAGUUUUGUGGGAUGGUGGUAACAAAGUAUCAUCAACUGGUGGAUUAAAACAAUAGAAACUUCUUUUCUCACAGUUCUGGAGGCCAGAAAUCCAAAAGCAAGGUGUCAGCAGGCCCACACUCCCUCCAAAGGCUCUGUGGGAGAAUCCGUCCUGCUUCUUCCUGUUCCUCGUGGCAGCAUCACCCCAACCUCUGCCUCUGGCUUCACACAGCCCUCUCUUCCUCUGCCGGUCAAAGAUUUAGGAACCACCUGGAUAAUCCAGGAUGACCAUAUCUCAAGAUCCUAAACCUAAUAUCAUCUGCAAAGCCCCUUUUACCAAAUAAGGUGAUAUACACAGCUUCCAGGAGUUAGGACGUGGACGUAUGAUUUUGGGGAGCUGGUAUUCAGCCUACUACAGGGGACAAAUGAGAGAGAAAUAACACCUAUGCCACAGAGCUGCUGUGAGAGUUAAUUCAGGGGACGAAUGUAAAGGGUUUGGAGCAGGGCCAGGCAUAUAAUAAGCUCAAAAAAAGCUAGCUCUUUGUAGUAUGAUGAUGUUUACUCUGAGUCAUACUGGUGGGCUGCUCCCCUUAGAAACUUUGAAGUCUUUGACGUCAUACACUUGGUGAUUGGGUCACCCCUGGCUUCUUCAUGUCUUAACCUGAGCUCCUUCCUAAAAGCAGAGCUGAGACAAGAACUUGGGUGCUGGUUGUUCAUAUGGGAGGUGAUCCCAGGGAGCAGGAGAGCCCAGUGAGAGGGAAAUAGAAAACAAACCAACACAAGGGACAGGGAGGGGCUAGCAAAUGAGCAACUAUACUAGUGAUGGAUUAAAUCCUAUUAAAAUCUUUCAGGGUCUGCUUGGCCGGUGUGGCUCAGUGGUUGAGUGUCGACCUACACCAAGAGGUCACCAGUUCAAUUCCCGGUCAGGGCACAUGCCCAGAU
Messenger RNA from Molossus molossus (Pallas's mastiff bat), 2781 nucleotides. RefSeq names its product mast cell immunoglobulin like receptor 1 (gene MILR1). NCBI's taxonomy places the organism in Eukaryota, Metazoa, Chordata, Mammalia, Chiroptera, Molossidae. The transcript is spliced from 8 exons. The record is from RefSeq and is a predicted model, not a curated record. Bases 152 to 1180 code for a protein of 342 amino acids.